AUGUCGGCUGCCGUGGCGUGCCUGGACUACUUCGCCGCCGAGUGCUUGGUGUCCAUGUCCGCGGGUGCCGUGGUUCACCGCCGCCUGCCGGACCCCGAGGGCGCGGGCGGAGCGGCAAGCUCGGAGGUGGGUGCGGCGCCGCCGGAGUCCGCUCUGCCGGGUCCGGGGCCACCGGGGCCCGUGUCGGUCCCCCCGUUCCCCCAGGUCCCCGCCCCCAGCCCCGGCGCGGGCGGCGCCGCGCCCCACCUGCUGGCUGCAAGCGUCUUGGCUGACUUGCGCGGCGGCUCUGGGGGGUGCUUUGGAGAGUACUCGGGGGAAGCUCUGCGCGCCUCAUCCGGCUCCUCCGACCCGACCCCGUGCUCCGGCCCGACCCUGUGCUCCAAGCCGACCCCGGCCACCAGCGCGGCCGAGGUCUCCGGACCCGUGCACUCCUCCGGCGCGCUCGCGGUCCCUGGCGCGCCAGCCGUCCCGGGAGUGCCUGCCCACCCUGGCGCGGUCUCCCGCGUGGCCCCUGGGGCGGGCCCCGCCCCCGCCACGGGUCCAGGCCCCCGUCGGAGGCCAGUCACACCUGCUGCCAAGCGCCACCGCUGCCCCUUCCCGGGCUGCAACAAAGCUUAUUACAAGUCAUCGCAUCUGAAGUCCCACCAGCGCACCCACACGGGUGAGCGCCCUUUCUCCUGCGACUGGCUCGACUGCGACAAGAAGUUCACGCGCUCCGACGAGCUGGCCCGCCACUACAGGACGCACACGGGCGAGAAGCGCUUCUCCUGCCCCCUCUGCCCCAAGCAGUUCUCCCGGAGCGACCACCUGACCAAGCACGCCCGCCGCCACCCAGCCUAUCAUCCCGACAUGAUCGAGUACCGGGGGCGCCGUCGCACUCCCCGCGUCGACUCGCAACCCGCCAACCUGGUGGACAGCUCCGGCUCCGUCCCCGGGCAGGUGCCCAGCUUCACCACCUGCUUGUCUGACAGUCAUUGCUGUUAG
Molecule: messenger RNA, 984 nt
Organism: Balaenoptera acutorostrata (minke whale)
Lineage: Eukaryota; Metazoa; Chordata; Mammalia; Artiodactyla; Balaenopteridae
Gene: KLF14
Product: KLF transcription factor 14
Exons: 1
Coding region: 1-984 (327 amino acids)
Biological process (GO): regulation of transcription by RNA polymerase II
Molecular function (GO): RNA polymerase II cis-regulatory region sequence-specific DNA binding; DNA-binding transcription factor activity, RNA polymerase II-specific
Source: RefSeq, a predicted model, not a curated record